UGAAGCCCUCUGUCCUGGCAUCCUGCACCCCUCCACUCUCUUUUACCUCUUUUUUUCUCCUCCUUCCACUCACGCUCCCUCCAGAGAGGGACUCUUCCUCGACCGACUCCAGUCGGGUCUGCAGCAUCAGUCUUUUGGGAGCUCCGUAGAAGCCAGAGACCAUGCUGACAUUUUUGGCGCUGACGUCGGUUGCCCUCCUGGGAAUAGUGCCUGAGCAGUCCCAGGCCAUAACGAUUUACACUGGCUGGGAGCGGCACGCCUUGGUGGGCUCUGACAUCCGACUCUCCUGUUCUUUCUUCUCCUGGCGCUGGACCUCGGAGGACGUCACCUUCUCCUGGACAUACAGGCCCGAUGGCUCACGGGACUCCAUCUCUAUCUUCCACUACACUGGUGGUGCUGCCUACGUUGACAACAAGGGUCCCUUUAGAGACAGACUGGAGUUUGUGGGAAACCCAGGUCGCCGUGAUGGAUCCAUCCUGCUCAAAAACCUGGAGCUCAGCGACAACGGCACCUUCACCUGUGACGCCAAGAACCCCCCUGACAUAGUGGGCCGGCCUUCCAGUGUCCGACUGCUGGUGUUUGAGAAAGUGCCCAUCCAGGCUGGCGUGAUCACAGGAGCCAUCAUCGGGGUGGUCCUGGGCCUGCUGGUGCUCAUCGUGGUCAUCUACUACCUGAUGAGGUUCCUGGUGGCACGCCGAGUCUUCAGCCUCAGUGUCAGCAAACAUGGCAAGAAAAAGAAAGAGGGUUCACAGCAGAGACAGGGCCCUGUGCCUCCCGCCGACCCCUCCAAGAUAAAGGUCUGACUUCUCCAUGACUGCCUCCACUCCUCUAGUCUGCUCCCUCCUUUUCCGCCCAGCCUGAUGCAACCCCCAUUAUUUUCCAUUAUCUCUACUCUUUCAAGACAGCACUGGCUGUAAGAAUAGUCCUACUAUAUCAGCGGCAAUGGUGUCAAAUAAUUUUCACAAUGCCUUGCCGGAGAUCCUGUAUGCGCUCAUUGGGCAAACUGUAAAACUGUUUAGGGCCUAACUAUGUACAUAACUUCCUUAAGAGGAACCUGAAAGAUAUCCCCUCGUGUUAAGAGUCCCCUGAAUCUCCCCGCUUAAUGUUUACAACUCAAUCACACGCGCACUCACACACACAGACACACACACACACACUAAGCAGAGCUGCGAGUGCACUCUGGACUUUAGACAGAGAAAAAGCGAGACAGAGAGGGACAGGAGAGUGAUAGUGGGAGCGAAAUAUGAUUCCUGCUCUCAGCCGGCGCAGAUAGAGGUUCAAGCCCUCGAGCUCGGGGUGAUUCAAUCCUCUCACAUUUGAGCUAAUGGAGGUUGUCGCUGUGUCCCUGCCCUGGCUAAAGGGGGCUAUUUCUGGUCCUAUAUGAGCGUACGGGCUUACUGUAACAGCUGCACAUUUUUCAGACGACAGGAGAUUGGGGGAAGGGGGUGGAAGAGAGAGGCGAGCAGAGCAGGUGGUGGUGGUGGGGGCCCUGCUGUGCUGUUUGCGCUAAGUGCAUGAGGCGGUUUGCUGUUGACUCGACGGCCAGGGACUGACAACCUGGAAUGACGUCACGGCCCCCGAGGCUGGCGAACGCUCUCACGAGUCUGACAAAAGAGCUUACCAGGAAGAGGUGCAGCUUCAGAGUUAUUUUAGGUCCAGUUAAUCCGCUUGCACGUUUCUCCUCGCCAACCCAGGGCUAAUUAUUUUAGCGUGUGCUGGUAACAAGAUAUCUCUCUCUACAUCUCCCUCCCUGCCUCCUCUGCGGUCUCCUCUCCUCUGUUAUUCGCUCUUCAUCUCAGCCCCCAUCUUGAGAAUCAUCUCCUUUCUCUAAACUCCCUGUUUCGUUCUUGCCGUCCUUAACGUCUUUGACUUCCUUUAUCUCUUCCUCUUCCUGCCGGUUAGUGAGUCUGCACUGCAUUAUUCCCCCACAGAAAAGGCCUAUACACAAUCCACUCCACUCUUUAAGCCUCUCCUUAUCUGACUGCCAGGCCUACAGCUCAAUGCUCUGCUCCUCUCUCUUCUGUCCUUCCUCCUCUUCCUUCUUCUCUUUUCUCAACUCGGUGAUGGACAUCUCUCUCUCUCUCCCCUCUCUUCGUGUUCACCAGUGAUCGACCAACGCCCUCUCGUUUGCCCUUCAAGCGCCACCUCCCCAAGGGGCACGUCCCUUUGCCAGCCCUUCUUCUGUGGCCCUUAAUGUCUUUUUUUUCUGCUGGUUCGAAAGCCAAAAGGUUCUCCUCUGCCCACUACUUCCAGAGGAAGGAAACGGAUGGGCACAAAUCCGCCUUUAGUCCUCACUGAAGACGCCAAACAAAAACUUAUAAUCUAGCUAGCUCUCUUCCGGUCGCCAUUGCGUGUUUUAUGUAUAUGUGUGUCUUGUUAAAAGUGUUAAAAAUGAGAUUACAUGUGAAGUUUAAAAAACAAAACAAAAGCAGUAUGUCACCCCAAGUAAAGCAAAUGUUUCUGAGGCAUUUUUACAUGUGUGCAAGAAAACACAUGGAGAACAUGUUUAUGGAGGCAGGGAAGAAAUGUAAUGUAACUCUUUGGAAUAUGUCAUAUUUCUGACCUUGUGUGUUAUGGAAGGUACUGUGUGGCUGUCUCUAUGGUAUGUUUUAUUCAAAGGUGAAGGGAAAUCAAGGUUGUUGUGCGGAGUCAGAGAGAAGAUGAAGGGUGGAUAAGGGUUUGGUUAGCCUUAGAUGCAGCGCGAUGUGGCUGGGAAGGAAAAAAAAAGAUGGGGGGAGAAGGUGCUUGCUGUGGGAGAAAUCUUUAGAGGAAGAGACUUAUCUGGUGUGUUAAGCCCAGCCAAAAAUCCAUAUGUAUCACUACAGAUAGAGCCUCCUCUUCCCCCAGAGCUUUCUUUUAAAGG
Messenger RNA from Pelmatolapia mariae (spotted tilapia), 2863 nucleotides. RefSeq names its product myelin protein zero (gene mpz). NCBI's taxonomy places the organism in Eukaryota, Metazoa, Chordata, Actinopteri, Cichliformes, Cichlidae. The record is from RefSeq and is a predicted model, not a curated record. The transcript has 7 exons. The coding region runs from base 162 to 803 and encodes 213 amino acids. Gene Ontology annotation, cellular component: plasma membrane. Gene Ontology annotation, biological process: myelination.